Molecule: messenger RNA, 1829 nt
Organism: Parathielavia appendiculata
Lineage: Eukaryota; Fungi; Ascomycota; Sordariomycetes; Sordariales; Chaetomiaceae
Product: UPF0052-domain-containing protein
Exons: 5
Coding region: 278-1681 (467 amino acids)
Molecular function (GO): LPPG:FO 2-phospho-L-lactate transferase activity
Source: RefSeq, a predicted model, not a curated record
CCUUCAUUUUAUGAGCAAUCGUAACAGAUAAAAUUAUAGGAAUUUGACACGUUGAGUGGACACCUCAGACUGGAGAAGACAAGGAGGUCUUGCUUACGGGUCGGUGGCUAUAGCAACGCCUAUAAACGUCUUGGGCUUGGCCGCUAAGCUUCACAGGAUUCAGGGGUAACGUAGGUCAACUAUCUGCCAGCCGACUCGAACCACGCGACUUCAACGUCCCGUUUGACAGUCGAGCUCGCACUUGGGUAUCUUUGCGUUGAUGAAACCUCAGUCCUCCAUGGCUUCAAUAACUUCUGACGCCAAUGGGUAUGGGAAUGGCAAAAGGCUGGGUAUUACUGUGUUCUCGGGAGGCACGGCGGCCAAUAGCCUUGUAGAUGUCUUUUCCAAAAUUGUGGAAAAGCGACGGUGCCAGCUGAACUACGUCAUUCCCAUCAGCGACAACGGCGGCAGUUCGUCUGAGUUGAUUCGCUUUGUCGGGGGGCCGAGUGUUGGCGAUAUUCGGAGUCGCCUGGUCCGGCUCAUCCCCAACCAUGAGGACGACAAGGAGAUGUCGGCGCUCAAGGCGCUGUUUGAGCACCGGCUCGACUCGGACCCCCUGAAGUCUCGCUCCGAGUGGCUCGACAUUGUUGAGUCGCGGUCGCUGCUCUGGGGCUUCAUCUCGAGCCCCAAGAGGGAGCUGAUCCGCUCCGUCUUGAACACGCUCAACCUGGAAAUUGUCAAGAGAGCCCGGCCGCCAAACGUCUUUAACUUUGCCAGUGCCAGCGUCGGCAACAUGUUCCUCGCCGGCGCCCGCAUCUUCACAGGCUCCUUCGAGUCCGCAAUUUACCUCCUCUCCAUGAUCUGCUCCAUCCCUCCGCACAUCUCGGUCCUACCGGCCAUCAACUCCAACUUCACGCACCACAUCUCGGCCGGCCUGCGCGACGGCAGCACCAUCGCAGGGCAAGUCGCCAUCUCGCACCCGUCGGCGCCCACGGCGCUGCCCGACGACCCCGAGAUCGCGCCCGCCCUCACGGCCGCCGACCACGACCGCAUCGAGGACGCCAACCUGCCUGGUUCCCUGCCGGCCCUCCGCCGCCCCAACAUCGCCUUCAGCAAGGACGACGACAACGAGGACCUGCCCGCCCGCAUCGAGCGCCUGUGGUACAUCAACCCGUACGGCCACGAGAUCGCCCCGACGGCCAACCCAAAGGUCGUCGACGCGCUGGCGCGUAGCGAUACCGUCGUCUACAGCAUCGGCAGUCUGUACACGAGCAUCAUCCCGAGUUUGGUGCUGCGGAAAGUGGGGCAGGCGAUUGGCGGCGGCGGCGGGGAUGAGGAGGGGAACAUCAAAAAGAAGGUGUUGAUUUUGAAUAGCAGCAUCGAUCGUGAGACGGGACCGAGGUGGGAUCCGAUGACGGCCAAGGAUUUUGUGAGCGCCAUCGCGAGGGCUUGUGUCGAGAGUCGUGUGCCGGAGAUGGUCGGGAGAGAGGAGGUGCUGCGGAGCUAUGUCACGCAUCUGAUGUAUCUGGAUCCUGAUGUCGGGAAGGGGGGGAAAGGGCGGUGGCCGGUUGUGGAUGUGCAGGAGCUCGAGAGGCUGGGGAUCGUGUGUGUCAAGGUUGCUGGGCGGGUCACGGAGAAGGGCGGUGUGAGGUAUGAUGAGGCGGCGUUGGGAGAGGCGCUGGAGUGGAUCAUUGGUUCGUGAGGGCCUGCUGUGGUGCUGUUGGGGAAUGUAUGUGUUUGGUGACUUGGUGUUUGGGUGGUUUUGCGACGUUGCAAUUGUAUUACUAUACACCUAGACGAACUACAGUGUAAGGGAUCUGAUGGCUCUUCGUCCACAGCGGGACAAUAAG